This is a messenger RNA of Epinephelus moara (kelp grouper), 623 nucleotides long. Its product is annotated as CD276 antigen homolog. The record is from RefSeq and is a predicted model, not a curated record. The transcript is spliced from 3 exons. NCBI's taxonomy places the organism in Eukaryota, Metazoa, Chordata, Actinopteri, Perciformes, Serranidae. The annotation marks the transcript as partial.
CAUCUGCCCCACAAAUUAUCUGUGCACGUCACUCUGCAUGUAAACACACUGAUUAAUACAUGUUUGUAUCUUCCAGGUCCAGCAGUCGUCACAGUGGAACAAGACAGAGAUGUUAUUUUACCCUGUUCCCUCAGCACCAAGGAGAACAUUGAGUCAAAACUGUUUGACUGGAAGAAAGCUGCUCAGAAAGAUGGAAAAAACAAGGAGGUGUUCUUUUAUGAUGCAGGCAUCCAUUACAGCAACGGGCGAGCAGGUCAGAGUGAGGAGUUCAAAGGUCGAGUCUUUCAUUUUCAAGAAGAGCUGAAACAUGGCAACGCCUCCCUCAUCAUCAGAAAUACAAAGAUGGCCGACAGUGGAGACUACACCUGUGUUUUUCCACUUCUUCAGCCACGUCAAACGUUCCACAUUAAGCUUGUUGUUGAUGGUGUCUUAACCUCUUGAGGGUCAUUUUGAUUAUGUGCAUUUCUGUCUCUUAAUACCUUCACAUGUUAAACUGUAUAAUACCAGGACCAUGAGGAGCUGAUACAUGUAAAUUACAUCACUGUAAAACAAACACUCAGUAGGUUUCAUCAGGUGUGUUGAUCUCACUUCAGACUCUGACAGAGUUCAAUAUGUAAAAUAUU